AGUAAUCGAGGAAAUAAUCGACAGAUUAAUUGAUGAUGAAAAUAAUCAUUAGUUGCAGCCCUACUACAUACCAAGUAAAAUCACUCAAGACAGUUACUACACUCGGGUGUGUAUUGCAGUACUUUUCACUGUGGAACCAUACAUGAGUAUUUCAAUUUUUGUGAGACUUUACACUUUCUGUCCAGAGGCACUUCAUUUGUACCCCAUUGCAUUCAUCUAACAUCCAUAGCCAUUUAUUUGCAUUCUAAAAUUUUAUGCAUAAAAUUCACAAGAUUUUUACACUUGAUGUUUGUAGUAUCAACUAUUCUAGCCCUGCUUGAACACCUUAAUGCCUGCAUUAGACAUAAAAAAAAUGACUCUUUGAAAGGAGGAAAGGCAACAAAUAAGUAAUUAUACUUUUAACAUUUAAAAGUUAAGAAUUAUGUGCUAUUUUUCUGUUUAAAAGGCAGGUAUUGCUACAUUUACUUAAUUUCGAUUCUUUCUCCACUGCAUAGAACUGUACAAAUAACACCCAAGACAUUAAAUCCAGUUGUUUUGAUUUCUGCGGAGUGAUAAUAGCCAAUACUUGUCAGACCUUACUAACCUCUUCUCUGUUUCUCUACUCUAUUUUGCUGCCUUGAGGCAAAACACACUGCGAGGUCAUUUAGAAAUUCUAAUCAAGGAUUGAAUUUAACAUAAUACACCUUCCAAACCGCACUGUAAAAUAUUUACACAUACUUAGAAGAGACAAUAAAUAUUGCAAAAAAUGUAUUGGAUUGAAAAACAACACUUUGAUAGCAAAAAUGCAAAAUUGUCUUGUUAUAUAAGUGGACAUAAAGCAAUACUUUUCACGGAUCAUUUAAAAAUAUAUUGCAGGACUCAAAUGAAAACACGCAAUAAUGUUUUGUUUUUAUCAGUAAGCAUAAUUUUCUAAUGAGUUAUUCAUAACAACAAUUAAUCACAGGAUCAUCAGAGAGAGACCAUUUCAUAGUUUAGGACAAACAAUCCAAAUGUGUUCAGGUUCAUUUACUUUUACACUGUUAGUCAGCUGGAAAUCAAAUUCGGUAACUCGGUGAUUUCCUGGAAAAGUAAAUUCCAAGGGUGGGCGUUGUAGCUGAAACCUUCUGUCAAGGUAUAUGUCAUUUUUAAGGCGAUUGUUUUGCACAAGUGUAAAUAUCAGCAAAUAGUUUCACAGAUUAGUAUAAAAGCGUGGGUGUUCAUUAUCAACACCUAGAUUUGCAAAGUAAUGUUGGUCAACAGCACUCCACCCUGUCACAGAGAUAUGUUCAACUAUUGAGGAAAGCUGAGCUCUGACUGUAGCCAUAGCCACUGGCUGUGACAAUAGCACAAAUGGGCAUGUCCUUUGCUUUGGUUACAAACCAUUUCCGUUGCUGUAACUAUAGACCCUUUACACAGCAGACAUUUUGACUUGUCAAAGCAGGAAAAGCACAAGUAGGAUUAAUAAUAUUAAUGAUGUCUGAAUUGCAUUUAGGUGAGCCAUUUCUAGGACUCUGGCACUGUGCUCACUGGGACUGUACUCACUGACAUGGCUUACUGUUAAUUAAUUAAUGGAAUGGAGCCAUCGUUCAUGUUAUCAGUCAAACCUGUGCUUUUCCUGCUUUGUGAAACUAAAAUGUCUGCUGUGAAAAGGGUCCCUUGCCAUGGCAGUGGCUAUGGUGGCUGUGACUAUGGCUGUAACUAUUACAGAGGCUAAUGACUAUUGUUGUAGCUAUAUGGCUACUGCUAUGACUAUAACAUUAGCUGUGGUUGUGAUUGUAACUGGUUGGCUACUUUUACAGCACAUUAGGGUAGUAACAUUGGUGAGGACAGUGUUGUAAAGCUAGACACUCAUGCCAGGAUUUGAACCUGGUACUUCUGUGAGAUAUGACAGUUUGUUACCAAUACACCCCAGGAGUUCAGGAAUAGCGUCAGCACAACAGCGCUCAGCCGACUCAACCUAUGUCAAUUCACCACGCAUGUAGCAUCAGCUUAGUUAGUGGCAUCCCAAGUGUGAUCAGUGCUGCAAUUCUUUCCUAGCAGAACUGACGCUAUGUUUAAGUGUUGCUGUCAUCCGUCGCUCAUUAGUUAAACAACAGAUGUAAAUUGUGGAAUAAAGUCCUCUAUCACGGAGAAAAUUAAGUAAUUUCCUUGUUAUUUUGGUAUGGUACUGCCUUACCCAUUUUCUGUUAUUGUUGUAUCUCAUGGAGUCAAUUUUGAAAUCUAUAAUGAGUUACUAUAAUUUCUGAUUUGAUUUAUUGACUCAGGACCAUGAUUAGCCUACAUGGCAUGGAGUACAAACAAAAUAUACAACCAUAACAGAACAAUGGUACCCAGUUGCAAUGAAAUAAAAGGAAAAUUACUUCAACAGAGGCAGAACGUUCUUCAGGAAAGCAUCUAACCUACAAACACCUUGAAGCCUAUCUGACUGUAAUAAUAAAAAUAAUUUAAGGAUACAUAGGCGAUUUAAAUAGUACUUUGGCAAGUACUUUUCUGUAUAAUUCAUUCAUACAAACAAAAUAUGAAACUCAUCUCCCAGAUGGUUGUAGUAACAAAGAUUGCAGAUCCUCUGGUUUCUAUCCACCCCUUUGGAUAAUUCUCACUUUCUAUUUAAAUAUAUAUUAAACUUAUUUCUACCCAACCAUGUUUCUAGCUGACAUUCAGUACGUUUAGCCUAAUCUUUUUUUACAAUUCAUGCAGCUCUGCCCUUUUUCAUUGUUGAUUAGGUUUUGUUUAGUUGUUAACUGAUGGCACAGUUUAAUCUUUUUUUUUUUUAUUGCACUGGUGUGGCUGUAUGUAUUCGAGAUAAUUCCUAAGUUACAUGCCAUCAGCAUAAUUAAGUAAUCAAAUGUAAUCGGACUCUAUUUUUUUUCAGUGAAAGGACCCACCUUGUCAAACACACUGGAAACAAACCACAAUCUGUACGAACAUGUUUAUUGUUCUGCAUCAAGAGCAAUCAGUUUGACUCAUAUCAUGUGAUCCACACCUAGAAAUUUUCAGAUAACCAAGCAAUAUAAGUUUUGGAUCUCUUGUGGAGCUCUCCAUGCCCUGACCAUCUGAGUGGUUUGCUGUGAAAUCAUCCUGGCUGCAAGAUUGCUCAUAUUUCUACAAGAAUGAAGGCUGGUAACAAGUGUCUGCUUUUCCACCAUAUUGUGCUUUCUGUCAUUGUUUUAUGCCAUGGCCAAAACCUUUUCUUCAAUGACAAUGGCAACCUCAUACUCCCGGGCUCCUACAAUAUUCCAUGGAUGGCGAGCAUUCAGAAUUUCCGCACCCUAUCUCUCAUCACUAUUCCUGGCACCCAUGACAGCCUGGCCCUGCACGGAGGCCCAUUAGCCAAAUGCCAGGCCUUUUCCCUGAAGAAUCAGUUGAGAGCUGGCAUUCGUUUCCUUGAUCUCAAAGUGUUUGAACUUGGUGACACCCUCUAUGUCAUGCACGGGGUGAUGUACCAGCGCACUACACUCAAGGAGGUCCUAGACACUGUCAGAGCCUUCCUGUCUGAGUAUAAUACUGAGGCUGUGCUCAUUAGAGUGCGAUCUGAGUCUUUUGAGAAGGACAUGGUCAAUCGAAUGGUCCAGAGUCUGAUUGGCAAUGAUCAACAUGUCUGGGUGAACUCUGGCAUGCCAACUAUGGGUCAGGUCAGGGGGAAAAUUGUCUUUUUGCAGAAAAGCACCUUCACAUUAGGAAUUCCCCUCAUAGAAACAAAUGGCAAAGGUAGCAGCAAGGUUACUGAUGUUGAAAAUAAAGACAAGACAAUAAUCAAACAGCUGAGCCAAGCCAUUGAAGCUUGUGGAGGUGAUAACGCUGUCAUGACUUACACUAGCGGCACUGGCUUUGGUACCUUCUGGGGAAUGUUUCUGACUCCAAGAAGAGUGGCUGAAAAGGUGAACCCAUGGCUCAAUCAAUACCUGAGGCAGUUUUACCCCAAUCAGCCCAGACCAUGCUUUGGUGUCAUUGCCAUGGACUUCCCUGGCUUUGAUCUCAUUCAAACUGUUAUCAAUUUGAACUCAUGGUAGAGGUUUGGUAGCCAUACACAGUGUGUCUUAAAUCUGAUGCAUUACUAUAAAAUCAUUCAUUUAUCUUUCCCAUCACAAUGUACUGUACACACUCUAAUAAAGCAGAAAUGAAAAAACUGAACCUCUCUUUGUCAAUCUUGUGCAAUCUUGGAAGAAAAGUUGCGUAACAUUUUCUGAUCCUAACUAUUAUUUAUUUUACUGCAUCCUCAUUAAUCUGAAGCCUGUAUUGCUAAUUGUUGUUGCAUCUAAGUGAUUGUAUGCAACAUGAUGCUGCUACAUUAUAAUACAGAGUUGGAAGAAGUAUUCAAAUAUUUUACUUAUGUAAAAGUAGCAA
Messenger RNA from Thunnus maccoyii (southern bluefin tuna), 4323 nucleotides. Its product is annotated as 1-phosphatidylinositol phosphodiesterase-like. The transcript is spliced from 3 exons. The record is from RefSeq and is a predicted model, not a curated record. Gene Ontology annotation, biological process: lipid metabolic process. Gene Ontology annotation, molecular function: phosphoric diester hydrolase activity. Lineage: Eukaryota; Metazoa; Chordata; Actinopteri; Scombriformes; Scombridae. Bases 3090 to 3989 code for a protein of 299 amino acids.